CUACUAUCGCGAUCGCUUGUUCAUGCCAGUCGGCAGGAUGGCUCGGUCUAUGACGCACUUUCUGGGGACCUUCCGACUUCUGCCGCGAAAAGUUCAUCGACGGCUGCAAGCUGGCCAUAACUGCCAAUCUGGAGAUGGCGCCGAAGAGUGUACGACGAGUGGCAUAUCAUAUGCAGGGCACACCAAGCCCGAUUUCAGUUUGGGCGGACGGUGUCUAUAUCAACCAAGAAAAUGACGAUAAAUGCGAGCGCAAUCAUCAGGUGCGCCUCAUGUCGCGAAUUUACAGCAACUGCCGGACAGGUCUGAUGUACCUAGGAGAAGAGACGGACGGUAACGAGAGUAUAGGACCGACUCAGCACAUCGUCAACGCGUAUUACCGACAAUACAAGAGGCACUUUCAAUCACG
Molecule: messenger RNA, 406 nt
Organism: Neurospora tetrasperma FGSC 2508
Lineage: Eukaryota; Fungi; Ascomycota; Sordariomycetes; Sordariales; Sordariaceae
Exons: 1
Source: RefSeq, a predicted model, not a curated record